AUGUCGAAUCCAGCCCCUCAAUCGUCGAUAAUCUCUGUCAAUCCUGAUCCGACUUCAAUUUCAGGUGAGAAAUUGACUCCUAAGGGCCCUCUCAACUGGAAGAAAGUCUUCCCGAAAGUAAAUCAAAAUCUUGAAUAUUUUGAAGGCGUUGAGCAUAGCAAUGUGAAGCCUCCUUCGGAAUUUCUACAGUUUGGUGUUGAUCAAUGGUGUUUUACACUAAUUGGAAGAUUUUUGGGCAAAACCCCUGACUUUGGAAAGGUUGCCUCGGUGGUCAAUGGUUUAUGGGGAAAACACGGGAGGGUGACAGCGAGUACACUGGGAGAUUUGUUCAUCUUCCAGUUCCCGUCUGAAGCAGUAAUGUCUUGGGUUCUGGAGACGGGACCAUGGCAUGUAGAGAGAAAGUUCUUAAUUUUGCAGAAAUGGAGCCCUCAUUUCACUGAAGAGGAACUAAACAUGAGGAAGAUGCCAAUCUGGGUUCAAUUGCGGAAAAUUCCUCUGCAGUACUUCCAUCCCAAGGGCAUUAGCUACUUAGCGAGCGCCAUUGGUAAGCCUCUUUUCAUGGACAGAGCUACUGCUCUCCGAUCAAGGUUGGAAUAUGCAAAGGUAUGUAUUGAAUUGGAUGUUGAUAAGGAAAUCCCGGAGUUUCUGAAUGUUGAUUUGGAAAAUAAUCGCUCAGCAGAAGUUCUAGUGGACAUUCCUUGGUUGCCAGACAAAUGUGACCACUGCAAGGUCUUUGGUCAUCAAUGCAAUAGCUCAGCGGAGGUGCCACCAGUAGCUGAGAAAACUCCAAACGUUCAGCCUGCUAAGGAGAACUGUCAUACUGUAGAAGCUACAUCCCCUGCCAGCCCAACUACUGUGGAGGAGACUCGGGCUACUGAGACGACGUCUCGACAUGCUGGCAAGGCCCGACGGAGAUGUAUCGCUACUGAGAAAGCUUCCCCUGCUGUUGUCACAACUCUCACUGACCAGAAUGAGUUCCUGGGAGACUUGAUUAGUGAAAAGGGUAAGGUCCCUUUAUCGUUUGAACUAGGCGAGGACGAGGAAGGCCGUAAGGGGGUCACCAGCUCUGAUGAUGACCGGGAAAUUGCUACAAAAGUGAAAGAGGCUCGGCCGGGGGCACAUCGGCAACCUAGAAGUGCAUCGAAAGGAGUAGUCCAGGCAGUCUUGAAAGUGCAAGGAUCAAGGAAGUCAAGGUUGGGUAAGGGUGGUAAACCUCCCAAACGAACCCAAUGA
This is a messenger RNA of Punica granatum (pomegranate), 1233 nucleotides long. The record is from RefSeq and is a predicted model, not a curated record. NCBI's taxonomy places the organism in Eukaryota, Viridiplantae, Streptophyta, Magnoliopsida, Myrtales, Lythraceae.